AGAACAUGAUGCUGUUGGGAAAACUUGUGCAGCCGGUGUGCAGCCUCAGCAAAGGGCGGCCGCCGGGCGCCUGCAGACUCUUCUGGGGAUGGCUGAAUGCCGUGUUCAACAAAGUGGACUACGAACGUAUACGAGCCGUUGGCCCUGACAGGGCCGCUUCCGAAUGGCUGUUGCGGUGCGGUGCAUUGGUGCGCUACCAAGGCUAUCAGAAAUGGCAGCAGGACUACAACGGUCUCCCAACGGGGCCCUUGGGGAAAUACAAAAUAGAAGCAAUUAAUGCCACUGACUCUUGCAUCAUGUACAGAGGAUUUGACUAUUUGGAUGGUCUUGAACACGUUACAGAAAUCAAGCUGCAGAAGUGUAUUUACAUACAGGACGAGUGUCUGCAGAGGCUCAGCGAGACGAAGAAUCUACAGAAGAGUCUCCUCCAGCUGAAGAUAAUUUCCUGUGGGAACGUCACAGAUAAAGGCAUCAUUGCCCUUCACAAGCUGAUGAACCUUGAACAUUUGUAUCUGAGUGACCUUCCUGGAAUAAGACAGAAAGAAACGACUGUUCGCAUCCUUCAGCAGGCACUGCCAAACCUAGAGCUGGAGCUGGAUUUAGAAUAAACGCAAUUGCAUGUAAUUGAGAUGUGUUUGACUUCACAGUAUUUAUCGUACGUUGUGUAAAUUAAGUUGGAGACACUACUGUAUUUCCAGGUAUGGAAAUAAGCUCAGAUCUCCCAGCCUCAAAAGCUGUACGCAAUCUUUUGGCAAAUGAUGCAAUUAAGUUUUAAUAAGCUU
Cariama cristata (Red-legged seriema) is the source of this 782-nucleotide messenger RNA. RefSeq names its product ATP synthase, H+ transporting, mitochondrial Fo complex, subunit s (factor B) (gene DMAC2L). Lineage: Eukaryota; Metazoa; Chordata; Aves; Cariamiformes; Cariamidae. Bases 6 to 608 code for a protein of 200 amino acids. The transcript is spliced from 4 exons. The record is from RefSeq and is a predicted model, not a curated record.